Aspergillus pseudonomiae is the source of this 1689-nucleotide messenger RNA. Its product is annotated as flavin-containing monooxygenase. The record is from RefSeq and is a predicted model, not a curated record. Bases 1 to 1689 code for a protein of 562 amino acids. Lineage: Eukaryota; Fungi; Ascomycota; Eurotiomycetes; Eurotiales; Aspergillaceae. The transcript is spliced from 3 exons.
AUGAUUGCCAAAGAAGCUGACCUUGUCCCCCGUGAUGAGAGUACCGGCGAAGUUGAUCAUAUGCGUCCUAUGAAGGUCGUCGUUAUCGGUGCAGGAAUUUCCGGUAUCCUUGCAGCCAUUCGCUUCACUCAGCGUAUCCCUAACUUGGAUCUCGUCGUGUAUGACAAGAACCCUGAAGUCGGCGGUACUUGGUAUGAGAAUCGGUAUCCAGGAGUGGCAUGUGAUGUCCCGUCCCACGUGUACCAAGCAUCAUUUGAACCGAACCCCAGCUGGUCCCAGUUCUACUCAUCUGGUGGUGAAAUUCUCGAAUACUGGAAAGGAAUCGUCGAGAAGUACGAUGUGCGCAAGUACAUGAAACUCAACAACAAGAUUGUGGAGGCAAGGUUCGAUGACUCACAGUCCAAGUGGCAUGUGGUCGUUCAGAACUGCGUUACUGGGGAGGUUAUUGAAGACAGCUGCGAUGUUUUGUACGCAUGCAUCGGGGCAUUGAAUGAUUGGAAGUGGCCUGACAUCCCAGGUCUUAAAACCUUUAAGGGCAAGCUCCUCCACAGUGCAUCGUGGGAUGAGCGCUGGAACCCAGAGGGUCUUUCUGUCGCGGUUAUUGGCUCUGGUUCAAGUGCGAUCCAAAUUGUCCCAGCUAUUCAGCCGAAGACCAAGCGAAUCGAUAAUUAUGUUAGGGGUCAAACCUGGAUCGCUCCCCCAUGGGCCCAGGAUGAAGUUCGCAAGCACACGGCCGAAAGUGCUAAUUUCAACUUUACGCCAGAGGAAAUCAAGGAGUUCAAAGAAAAUCCAGAGACGCUCUUGGCAUAUCGCAAACGGCUGGAGACAGAAGUGCAGUCGAUGACGAAGUAUCUUCUGCGUGGCGAGCUUGCAGAGCAGGCAGCUUCUGAUUUCAAGGAACACAUGACCACAAAAUUGCUUAAGAAGCCGGAGAUCCUUGACAAGAUUCUCCCAUCUUUUGCCCCCGGUUGUCGACGUAUUACACCUGGUCCUGGAUAUCUUGAAGCGUUAAGCGAGGACAAUGUGUCUUUCAUCUCGGAUGCGAUCUCCCACGUUACAGAAGAGGGGAUUGUCACGAUCGAUGGUACACUAAGGAAGGUCGAUGCCAUUGUCUGUGCAACGGGUUUUGACACUAGCUUUUCCAAGCGAUUUCCAAUUUAUGGAAGCGGCGGUCUCGACCUGUGCGAGAGAUGGAAGCAGUACCCUGAUACUUACAUCAGCCUAAGCACACACGGCGCGCCGAAUCUCUUCUUUGCCCAUGGCCCAAGCUCUGGAAUUGGAGUUGGAUCUCUUGUCAUUGUCCUCGAACGAACUUGCGAUUAUGUCUGCUCCGUUAUCGCGAAAAUGCAAAAAGAUCGCAUCGCAACAAUUCAGCCGAAGCGAGAAAGCUGUGACUCAUUCAAGAGAUAUUGCGAGCAGUUUUUCAAGAAAACAGUGUUCUCGCUACCUUGUCGCUCCUGGUACAAGCGAGGGACUGAGAAUGGUCCCGUCACUGCUCUCUGGCCUGGAUCGUCUAUCCACUUUGUGAAGGUCUUGGAGAAGCCCCGCUUCGAAGAUUACGACUACACGUAUAUCAGUGGAAAUGAUAUGGCGUGGAUCGGUAACGGCUUGACUGUAGGGGAGUCUGAUUCCAGUGUGGAUAUGGUUGAGUAUCUUCACCCGGAAAACAUUGAUUUCCCACGGUUCUAA